This is a messenger RNA of Portunus trituberculatus (swimming crab), 3676 nucleotides long. RefSeq names its product cell surface glycoprotein 1-like. The coding region runs from base 1 to 3528 and encodes 1175 amino acids. The record is from RefSeq and is a predicted model, not a curated record. The transcript is spliced from 5 exons. NCBI's taxonomy places the organism in Eukaryota, Metazoa, Arthropoda, Malacostraca, Decapoda, Portunidae.
AUGCAGAUGUUUAUUCUGCUUGCGAUGCUGGGGCUGACGACACCCAUGCCACAGUACUUUAACCCAGUCCCCGCCCUGCCACACCCAGGCCACGACGAUGCUGCUCCCGCCCUGCUCCGUACUCGACAUGUCAUACCACAGUCCAGCACCUCUCCAGCCGGCUCCAAGGCUUCAUCCCACGUACCACGCACUGCCUCCAUUCCCUCCUCCAUCGUGCUGCCUGACGUGAAGGCCAUCGUGGCUCGCGUCGCACGGGAUAACUCUUUCCAGGCUUCUUCCAGUACAGAUGACACAAUCGUACCUUCAGAUUCAACACACUCAACUAACUCUGCCACACACUCAGCCCCUAACCCUGGCAGUCAAUUACCCCCCAUCAUUGAAACACACUCAGCCACAGCCUCAAUCCCUGUCUCCUUCGCACAUUUAGACCCUACCCUUGCCACACACUCAUCCCCUGGAAAACAAUCAACAAAACCUGUCAUGCACUCACUAGACCCUGCCCCUGGCGAACCUUCAGCAGACCCUGCCCCUACCAAACCAUCAGCAGACCCUGCCACUGCCAAACCAUCAGCAGACCAUGCCACUGCCAAACCCCCAGCUGAUCCUUCCCCUGCCAAACCCCCAGCUGAUCCUGCCAAACCCCCAGCUGAUCCUUCCCCUGCCAAACCACAGCUGAUCCUGCCCAUGCCAAACCACCAGCUGAUCCUGCCCCUACCAAACCCUCAACUCUCAGCAAACCUUGCCCCUGGUCCUGCCAAAGCCACAGAAGAUCCUAACCUCGCCAAACCCUCAGCAGGCUCUGCCCCUGCUAAAGAGUUAGCAGACCCUGCCCAUGCCAAACCCUCAGCAGAGUCUGCUCCAGUCAAACAGUCAGGAGACCCUGCCCCUGCCAAACCCUCAUCAGACUCUGCCCCUGCCAAAGAACCAGCAGACACUGCCCCUGCCAAACCCUCAUCAGACUCUGCUCCUGCCAAAGAACCAGCAGACACUGCCCCUGCCAAACCCUCAGCAGACCCUGCUCCUGCCAAACAGUCAUCAGACAAUGCCUCUGCCAAACCCUCAGCAGACCCAGAGUCAGCAGACCCUGCCCCUGUCAAGCCUUCAACAGAACAGUCAGUAGACACUGCCCCUGCCAAAGAGUCAGCAGACCCAGCCCCUGCCAAAGAGUCAGCAAACACUGCCCCUGUCAAGCCCUCAGUAGACCCUGCCCCUGCCAAACAGUCAGUUAACACUACCCCUGCCAAGCCCUCAGCAGAAUCUCCCCCUGCCAAACAGUCAGUAAACACUGCCCCUGCCGAGCCCUCAGCAGAGUCUGCCCCUGCCAAACAGUCAGUAAACACUGCCCCUGCCAGGCCCUCAGCAGAGUCUGCCCCUGCCAAACAGUCAGUAAACACUGCCCCUGCCGAACCCUCAGCAGAGUCUGCCCCUACCAAACAGUCAGUAAACACUGCCCCUGCCAAGCCCUCAGCAGAGUCUGCCCCUACCAAACAGUCAGUAAACACUGCCCCUGCCAAGCCCUCAGCAGAGUCUGCCCCUACCAAACAGUCAGUAAACACUGCCCCUGCCGAGCCCUCAGCAGAGUCUGCCCCUGCCAAACAGUCAGUAAACACUGCCCCUGCCGAGCCUUCAGCAGAGUCUGCCCCUGCCAAACAGUCAGCAGACACUGCCCCCGCUAAGCCCUCAGCAGACUCUGCCCUCGCCAAACAGUCCGUAAACACUGUCCUUGCCAUGCCCUCAGCAGAAUCUGCCCCUGCCAAACCGUCGGUAAACCCUGCCCCUACCAAAGACUCAGCAGACCCUGCCCCUGCCAAACCCUCACCAGAUCCUGCCCCUAGCCUUGCCAAAGAGUCAGAAGACACUGCCUCUGCCAAACCAUCAACUAAUCUUGCCCCUGCCAAACCCUCAAAAGACCCUGUCCCUGCCAAAGAGUCAGCAGAACCUGCCCCUGCCAAACAGUCAGUAGACACUGCCCCUGCCAAGCCCUCAGCAGAUCCUGUCCCUGUCAAAUCCUCAACAAACCCUGCCCCUGCCAAAGACUCAGCGGGCUCUGCUCCUGCCAAAGCCACAGCAGACCCUAACCCCGCCAAACCCUCAGUAGGUUCUGCCCCUGCCAAAGAGUUAGCAGACUCUGCCCCUGCCAAACCCUCAGCAGAGUCUGUCCCUGUCAAACAGUCAGGAGACCCUACCCCUGCCAAACCCUCAUCAGACCCUGCCCCUGCCAAACCCUCAGCAGACCCUGCCCCUGCCAAAUCCUCAGCAGACUCUGCCCCUGCCAAAUCCUCACCAGACCUGCUCCUGCCAAAGAGUCAGAAGACACUGCCUCUGCAAAACCAUCAACUGAUCCUGUCCCUGCCAAACCCUCGAAAAACCCUGUCCCUGCCAAAGACAAACCCUGCCCCUACCCCUGCCAGAGAAUCAAUUGACACUGGCUCUGCCAAAUCCUCAACACACCCUGUCCCUGCCAAACCCUCAAGAGACCUUGCCCCUGCCCCUGUCAAAGAGUCACUAGACCCUGUCCCUGUCAAACUAUCAGCAGACAAUAUCCCUGUCAAAGAGUCACCAGACCCUGCCCCUGUCAAACAGUCGGCAAACCCUGCCCCUGCCAAACAGUCAAAUCUUUCCCCUGGUAAGAACUUGGCAGACCCUGUCCCUGCCAAAGACUCUACAAAACCUGAACCUGUCACACACACAAAACAACCUGUCCCUGCCAAACAGUCUGGCCCUAUUCCUGCUAAACACUCGGCAGACCCUGCUCUUGCCAAACACUCAGAUUCUGCCCCUGCCAAACACUCAGGCCCUGCCCCUACCAAACACUCAGACUCUACCCCUGCCAAACACUCAGGCCUUGCCCCUGCCAAACACUCAGACUCUACCCCUAACAAACACUCAGACCUUGUCCCUGCCAAACAUUCAGACACUGCCCCUGCCAGACACUCAAACCGUGCUCCUGCCACUUCUAAACACUCAGACCCUGCCCCUGUCAAACAAUCAGCUAUCCCUUCCCCUGCCAAACACUUAGCCAUAGUCCCUGCCACUGUUACACACUCAAAACACGGUCCUACAUCACACUCAAGAACAUCCUCUAACAGACACUCAGUCCCUGCCCGUGCCCCUGCCACUAACAGACGCAAAUUCAGAGUUCCAGACCCUGCCAGGCACAAAAUAUUCUCAGCCACAGACUUAACUAAACAUUCAGCUUUUAACCCUGCCUCACGUCCAGCCUCAUCAUCUGCCCGAUCCCGUACCCCUGCCACACACUCAAACCCUACGCACGUCCCUAUUCUCCUCGACAAACGGACGCAUGAAGUAACAAGCAACCUCACAACCUUCUCCUACCAUGUGGUCGGCGGGGACGGCACGAGGGUCAGCGCGGCAGGGAGCGGCGGCCCCUUCACCCCAUUGGAGAUUGUCGGCAAUUACUCCUAUCCAAUGGAUGACGGCAGACAUUUCCAACUGCGCUACACGGCGGGCGUGGGGGGCUUCCACCCCGUGUACUCCAUAAGGCGUCGUUACAGAAGCCGAAGGUAGCGGUGAUCAUGUCCAUUGUUGGGAUGUCCACUCGCUUUGACUCAGCGGCACAGGUUUCGGGACACCAGCACACUUUGGAUCGCACGGACGCUCACUGUGGGUAGGGGUGAGAAACGAAAGUCUAUUGUUAAAAUAUUCACGAAAAUUA